GGGAGGGGGGGCAUGGGUUGGGUGAAACUAGUCCUUAAUCCGUCCAUCUUUGCUCCUCGAUCCUUUCCAAUCUCUGCAUUACUUUCUCAUCUUUUUCUGAAUUCUGAUGGCAUAUAGAUCCGCCGAUAAAGCUCAGUUACUGGGCGCAUGUCAUCAUCUCCAUUCUGGUUUUCUUUUUAACUAUUAUAUAUAAUUAACCGACUCUAGGAAUGGAAUAAAUAGAAGAUCUUCGUGAUGUGGAGAUGCCCAUAAAUAACAGAACUUAACUGGGUGCUAGCUUGCCAAAUGCCAACCAUGGAGGUUAUUGGAGUGCGCCUUUUUUAUUUGUUCGCUGUUGCUUUCACUAAAGUGUGUUAGUAGUAUCCAAGUUUAGCGCAGUUGCAUCGCUAAUUCAGAUACUGACUGGUGCCUCGAGGGAAGGGAAAGACUAAAGCUAGAGGGGUCGAAUUCCGGCUGAUUAUUAAGAAUCAAAGCUCUAGCUAGGCAAGCCAUGGAUAAGUCCUCCGACGUCCGAUCCUGCCGUGUCCACAUUCAGGGAAUGACAUGCACUGCGUGCUCCACCACCAUCGAAUCCUCCCUCCGGAACAUCAACGGAGUCCGAUUCGCUGCCGUUGGCUUAGCAACCCAAGUGGCCGAAAUCGAGUACGACGCCAACAUGGUUGCCCUCAACCAACUAAUCCAAGCCAUCGACGACAUGGGUUUUGAAGCCUCAAUUAUCUCCACCGGCGAAAACACCACCAACUUCCACCUCAAACUGGAAAGCCCGGUUGAAAAAGAGCUUCUCCAAACCAUUCUUGGAAAGUUACAAGGAAUCCAAGACAUAGAAAUAGACCAAUCUGACAAAACCACCUUGGUUAUUUCUUACUCACCUGAUGUCAUAGGUCCCAGAAAGAUAAUCUCGGCAGUGGAAUCCAGCGGACUCAAAGCAUCGCUCGUCGACGAGAGAGAGAAAGAAGCUCGACUGAAGAACAGCGAUGUGAGGAGCUACUACCGUAGCUUCCUCUGGAGUCUGGUUUUCGCCAUCCCAAUGCUGUUGUUGUCCAUGGUGUUCAUGUACAUUCCAUCCUUUAAAGCUGGAUUCCUCGACAAAAAGGUAGUUAACAUGCUCUCGGUUGGAGAGGUCUUGAGGUGUGCAUUGUCCACCCCAGUGCAAUUUAUCAUCGGCUGGCGAUUUUACGUCGGAGCAUACAAGGCUGUGAAGCUACGUUCUACCAACAUGGACUGUUUGGUUGCAGUGGGUACCAACACUUCGUAUUUCUACUCCAUCUACGUAAUUGUACGAUCCUCUACCUCAAAGCGUUUCGAUAACGAGGAUUUCUUCGAAACAGCGACGAUGUUAAUCUCGUUAAUCCUCCUCGGCAAGUAUUUGGUGGCACUGGCAAAGGGAAAGACGAGUGAUGCAAUUUCGAAGCUCGUGAAGCUCACGCCGGAGAUGGCGAGGUUGGCGGUUUUCGACGACAGCGGGAGAGUAAUUGGGGAGGAGACGAUUGAUCGGCGAUUAGUGGAGAAGGGAGACGUGGUGAAGGUCUUGCCCGGUGAGAAGGUUAGCGUGGAUGGGACAGUAGUGAUGGGAGAGAGCCACGUCGAUGAAAGUAUGGUCACCGGAGAAUCGAGGAGGGUCCGGAAGAGGGUCGGCGAUGAGGUAAUCGGGGGUACGAUGAACGGUUCCGGAGUGCUGCAUGUGCGAGUGACUUGCAUUGGGUCGGAGACUGUGUUGGCACGUAUCAUCCAGCUCGUUGAAGGGGCUCAGAUUGGAAAGGCGCCGGUGCAAAAACUGGCCGAUCGUAUCUCGAAGUAUUUCGUACCAGUGGUGAUAUGUAGCGGUAUAGCAACUUGGUUGGGCUGGUAUGUGGCUGGGAUAUUGGAAAUGUAUCCAAGAAAUUGGGUGCCAGGUUACAUGGACAGGUUUGAAAUGGCCCUACAGUUUGGAAUUUCAGUUGUGGUGGUAGCCUGUCCGUGUGCCUUGGGGUUGGCUACGCCCACGGCAGUUAUGGUAGGAACUGGCGUUGGUGCCUCUCAUGGCGUGCUUCUCAAGAGUGGACAAGCGCUGGAGAGCGCACACAAGGUCAAUUGCGUGGUGUUUGACAAGACAGGAACAUUAACCAUGGGAAAGCCAACAGUCGUGGGUACAAAGCUGCUUAUGGAUAUAUCUCUUCCUGAUUUUUAUAAGUUGGUGGCUGCAACAGAGGUUAACAGUGAGCACCCACUAGGGAAGGCUAUGGUAGAGCAUGCAAAGACCCUUGUAGAAACCCAGUUUUGGCCUGAGGCUCAUGACUUUGAGGCUAUUACGGGUCAUGGAGUAAAGGCCAUGGUCUGCAAAAAAAGUAUUGUCAUUGGAAACAAUAGUCUCAUGCAACAGUGCAACAUCGAAAUUCCAAGAGAAGCUUCCAAUUACAUGGAUGAAUCUCAAAAACUGGGCCAGACUGCAGUCCUCGUAUCUGUCGACAAAGAUGUUGUGGGAGUUAUUGCAGUCUCAGAUCCAGUGAAGCCGGAGGCGUCUGGAAUCAUUUCCAUCUUAAGGAGGAUGGGUUUGAAAAGUCUGAUGGUCACUGGAGACAGCAUGGUGACAGCAAAUGCAGUAGCUAAAGAGGUGAAGACUGAUUUUGUUGUAGCUGAAGCAAAACCCGAAGAUAAAGCUAGGAAAGUUGGAGAAUUGCAGAAGGAAGGGUUCAUAGUGGCAAUGGUGGGGGAUGGGAUCAAUGACUCGCCAGCAUUGGCUGUUGCAGAUGUAGGAGUGGCUAUUGGAGCAGGUUCCGACAUUGCUAUUGAGGCUGCUAAUGUUGUUUUGAUGAGAAGCAGCCUUGAAGGUGUGAUUACUGCUAUUGACCUUUCUAGAAAAACAUUCAACAGGAUCAAAUUGAACUAUGUGUGGGCUCUGGCUUACAAUGUCAUGGCAAUACCCCUAGCUGCUGGGGCAUUCUUCCCUUUUACUGGAUUCCGUGUGCCACCAUGGAUUGCUGGUGCUGCCAUGGGUGCUUCUUCAGUAAGUGUUGUCUGUUCUUCACUCUUGCUCAAGUACUACAGAAGGCCCUCAGACCUGGACCUCCUUGAAUUCCAUGAAGUCAAAGUCGAAUAGGUAAAUGUGGCAAGCUGGCCAUACCAUUUGCUAUUUUAGGUCUCACUAUUAGCUCUCUAA
Molecule: messenger RNA, 3136 nt
Organism: Nelumbo nucifera (sacred lotus)
Lineage: Eukaryota; Viridiplantae; Streptophyta; Magnoliopsida; Proteales; Nelumbonaceae
Product: putative copper-transporting ATPase HMA5
Biological process (GO): monoatomic cation transport
Cellular component (GO): membrane
Molecular function (GO): ATP binding; ATPase-coupled monoatomic cation transmembrane transporter activity; metal ion binding
Source: RefSeq, a predicted model, not a curated record